Molecule: messenger RNA, 2267 nt
Organism: Motacilla alba alba
Lineage: Eukaryota; Metazoa; Chordata; Aves; Passeriformes; Motacillidae
Product: UDP-glucuronosyltransferase 1A1-like
Exons: 1
Coding region: 471-1343 (290 amino acids)
Molecular function (GO): UDP-glycosyltransferase activity
Source: RefSeq, a predicted model, not a curated record
CCACAGCUGCUGUGGGGUCUGGGUCUCCUAGAGAUGAGUCUGGCAAGUGAGAAGGGACAGGUCUUGAUUGUGGGAAAGGAGAAGCGUCUGCUGGUCUGAAUGGUGAUGUGCAUGUGACACAUGCCCUACACGUGACACAUCUCCUGAACAUGCAGAAGGUCCAGCCAGAGGGAAGGAACCAAAGUGCAGUCCCAGAGGCACACCUGCCUCCUUCCUGGGGCACUCUUUAUUGUUCCUCUGAUAGAGACAGAUGGGAGUUAUCUGGUCAUUCUGUGCAUGUGGCAGCAGUUCCAUGCUUGUUCUGCACCCUUUUAUCGUAUCGUGGAUUACACAUUCACCACCCAGCACAUUAAAUAAAGAUCCACAGUGGGGCUGUGGCACAGAUUGCUUGAAAGUGCAGAGCGGGUGCUGGAGCUCUGGUGCUCUUGGGGAUUUCCUUCCCUGGAAGCCCUCAGCUGAUCCCUGCAGGAAUGGCCCCGGGGCUCAGUGCUUCUCCACCAGUUGUGCUUCUGCUCCUGUCCCUGCUGGGUCUGGCUGCUGCUGGGAAGCUCCUGGUGGUGCCAGUGGACGGGAGCCACUGGCUCAGCAUGCGGGAAGUGGUGGACAUCCUGAGGCAGAGGGGACAUGAGGUGGUUGUGGUGGCACCUGAAGUCUCCAUGCACAUCAAACCAUCCAAGAACUUUGUGAUGAAAAGGUACUCGGUCCCCUACACAAAGGAAGAGAUGGAGAAAGAUUUCAAGGCAUUUUUUCUUGGUUCAUUUGAAGUAGGAACUUCUUUUGGAAGAUUUUUUCAUAUGCGUGAAGGUAUGAAAACAAUCACUGCUUUUUGGGUCUCCAGCUGUAGACAUCUCCUGCAAAACAAAGAGCUCAUGAGCUAUCUUGAGGAGAGCAAGUUUGAUGCCAUCCUGACAGACCCUUUUGUGCCCUGUGGGGCUAUCCUGGCUGAGCAUCUUUCACUUCCUUCCAUGUAUUUCUUACGUGGAAUCCCAUGUGGGUUAGAUUUUGAAGCCACUCAGUGUCCCAAUCCUCCUUCCUAUGUCCCCAGGGUAUUUACAGACCUUACAGACCGCAUGACCUUUCUCCAGCGAGUGAAGAAUCUGCUCUUUGAAAUCCCAAAUGUUUUCCUCUGUGAUUUUGCCUUUGAACCCUACUCAAGACUGGCUUCAGAGUUCCUGCAGAGGGAGGUGACUGUUCUGGAUCUCUUACGGAAGGGCUCUAUUUGGCUCCUGAGGUUAGAUUUUGUGCUCGACUACCCAAGGCCUUUGAUGCCCAACAUCAUUCCAAUUGGAGGAGUAAACUGUGCUCACAAGGAGCUGCCCCAGGUGGGUCACACUCUGUUUUGAAUUUGUGCUGUGAUGGAUUUCUGUGUUCAGGAAGCUUGAAUUUUGUGUUGUUCUAAUCGAGUUUCCCAUUUCUGGUGAGUGAGGUGAGUCCUCAUGAAAGGAACUGUUUUUCUCUCACUUCUGACUUUCCACAUCCUGUGUAGGCAGCUGAUCCUUCUGGCUUUGAAUCUGUUCUCAGUUGAAGGGAAUCACCAGGGUCUUAUGGUGAAGGUCUGUGAUGGGCUGUUGAUUCCAUCAGCAAAGGGACUGUGGACAUAAUUUGUGGACAGUAAGACGAAGUCUUGGGUUUCUUCUAUGACCAGCUCCAAUGGGAUGUCCCAGACACUGUUAAAGCUCUUUCCUGGCUCCCAAUCCCUGAUUGCUGGAGCAUGUCUGAUUUGACACAUCCAGUACAGCUUGACUGUGAGUGAGGGUUUGGGUGUAGUGUUCUGCAUGAUACCAACUGCUCCAAUGUGCCAUGUGCUGGGGGUCCCUGGGAUGCUGGCAAGAGCCCUGUGAGUGUUCCUCCUGGACAGCUUGCUGUUCUUCUCUGGGGGAGAACCUGGCGAGUUGGGUGAGUACUUUUGGUGCCCUGGCUUCCUCUUCAUUCAUAUUCCGUAGGAAUUGUGUGGUGCAGGGCAGGAUCACAAAGGCCAACAUGUGGCAAUUCCACCCAGCUUGAAGUACAGAGAUAGCUGGGACAAUUUACGGACAUCCCCAUGCACAGUGCGAUUGGCCACCUGAGCAAUCACACAACUCCACCACUGCCAGACACCAUGGGUGCUUUGUCAGGGAUCAAAGCAAGGCCAGAAUUAGGCUCUGAAGUGUUCUGUGGAAAGUCGCCCUCAAAGAGAGUUUGUAAAUCUCUGCUCAGAAACCUGGCAUCAUGCUUCCACCUCUCCUGCCUACUCAGUCUGGGAAACAUCUUAAAGAGCUGCUCCACAG